Erinaceus europaeus (western European hedgehog) is the source of this 969-nucleotide messenger RNA. RefSeq names its product olfactory receptor 1165-like. Gene Ontology annotation, molecular function: G protein-coupled receptor activity; olfactory receptor activity; odorant binding. Gene Ontology annotation, biological process: sensory perception of smell; G protein-coupled receptor signaling pathway. Gene Ontology annotation, cellular component: membrane. The record is from RefSeq and is a predicted model, not a curated record. The transcript has a single exon. Bases 1 to 969 code for a protein of 322 amino acids. Lineage: Eukaryota; Metazoa; Chordata; Mammalia; Eulipotyphla; Erinaceidae.
AUGGUACGGACCGACAGAAACCAAAGCUCUGUGACCAGGUUCAUCCUUCUGGGCUUCUCAGACUACCCCCAUCUCCAGGCAGCCCUCUUCCUUGUCUUCUUGGUGGUCUACACAAUCACCUUGGUGGGGAACCUGGGUAUAAUUCUGGUUGUGAGGAUCAACCCCAAACUGCAAACACCUAUGUACUUUUUUCUCAGACACCUCUCCUUUUUGGAUAUUUGCUAUUCCACCGUCUUUACACCCAAGCUGCUAGAAACCUUGGUCAUGGAAGACAGAUCUAUCUCCUUCAAAGCUUGCAUGGUACAAUUUUACUUCGUCUGUGCCUUUGUGAUCACAGAGAUGUUUAUGUUGGCAGUGAUGGCCUAUGACCGUUUUGUAGCUGUCUGUAACCCACUGCUCUACACAGUUGCUAUGUCCCGUAAGCUCUGUGCACUCCUGGUAGCUGGGACCUACACGUGGGGAGGCUUAUGCUCCUUGACAAUCACCUACUCUCUUUUGACGCUAACGUACUGUGGUCCCAAUAUCAUAAAUCACUUUAGCUGUGAGUAUUCUGCUGUUCUGUCUUUAUCCUGUUCUGAUCCUUCCUUUAGUCAGAUUGUGUGUUUUGUCAUUUCUACGUUCAAUGAAACGACUAGCCUCCUGAUUAUCCUCACCUCCUAUGUCUUCAUCGUGGUCACAAUUGUCAAGAUGCCCUCUACCGGUGGUCUCCGGAAGGCCUUCUCCACCUGUGCCUCCCACCUCACUGCCAUCACCAUCUUCCAUGGGAUCAUCCUACUUCUCUACUGUGUGCCCAACUCCAAGAGCUCAUGGCUUUUCAUCAAAGUGGCCACUGUGUUUUUCACUGUCAUGAUCCCCAUGUUGAACCCUCUAAUCUACAGUCUCAGGAACAAAGAUGUCAAAGAUACAGUCAGGAAUGUCAUCAACUCCAAGCUACUUUCUCAGUCAAUGCAAUCCAGACACAGGCAUUAA